This is a messenger RNA of Meloidogyne enterolobii, 1709 nucleotides long. NCBI's taxonomy places the organism in Eukaryota, Metazoa, Nematoda, Chromadorea, Rhabditida, Meloidogynidae. The record is from the annotation of a GenBank genome assembly.
AGAAAAUUUUUUUUAGUUUUGUUUUGUUAUCCCCCUCUCAAUGUCACAAUCCCCUUUGGGGAUUUUAACGGCAAACAAAAUUUAUAUAUGUUUUUGAAGAUAUUGAGUAAGUUUAUUUCUUGUUCUUCUCCCUUCUCUUUCCUUCCGGAAAAUGAAAAAAGGGAAAUGUUUGGCUGCUUCAUUUGGCUCUUUUUUUCGAGAGAAGCAAAAAUAAUAUUGAUAAUAUUUUUUUCUAAAAAAUGCCAAAAAUAAAUUUAAAGUCAAAGCAACUCUUCUACAUUAACUUGGAAAGUAACUUCACCUCUUCAAAUCCCUCUUUUCUUCCUUAAAUAACUCCUAAUCCCCCAAACAUUCUUUAAGCUAUCCCAAGUUUGUUAUUGAGGGGGAUUUGGCAAUUCUCUCUCCUUUUGGUUUUUUUGGUGUAGCGCGAGUGUGUUUGGUUUUGGGGUGGAAAGGUCGUGGGUUCGAACCCCGACGUGGAAAAUUAUUUUUAAUUGUGUCGAGAAUAUUUUUAAAAAUUCAGAAAAUAUUUUUAAAAAUUCAGGAAUUAUUUUUAAAAUAUACUUUUUUGGUGUAGUGCACGUGUGUUAGGUUUUGGGGUGGAAAGGUUGCAGGUUCGAACCCCGACGUGGGAACUUAUUUUUAAUUGGGUCGAGAAUAUUUUAAAAAAUUCAGAAAUUAAUUUUUAAAGUUUUUUUUCUCAAUAAGAAAUAUUUUAAAAUUUUAGAAUUAAUUUAAUUUUAAUUUUAAAAAUCAACUCUUCAAGUCAUGGUAGAAGGAGGAAUAACACUUGUUAAAUACCUACUCUUCUUUGCAAAUUUCAUACUAUGGGUUGUAGGCAUUUGUUUUCUCAUCUCAGGAAUUUUACUACAAAUGAAAUAUUCCGGUUUAUUAGACGUUCUAGGUGAUGAACGUUUAACUACUCCAGUUAUUUUAUUAGCUAUUGGAUGUCUUUUUACUUUAUUAGGAUUUAUUGGUUAUUGUGGGGCUAUUAGAGAGAAUUAUUGUUUAACUGUUAGUUUUGCUGUUUUAUUAGCUUUACUUUUAAUGACUGAAACGGCUAUAGCAAUUCUUGUUUAUGCUUUACAUGAACCUUUAAAUGAAGUUAUUGUUACUCAAUUGGCACAGGGAAUUGAACGUUACCCAAAAUCUAAAGGUGUAUCUCUCGCUUGGGAUCAAGUACAACGCCAAUUUUAUUGCUGUGGUGUUAACAAUGCCUCUGAUUGGAGAGGAACACCUCCAGAUUCUUGUUGCACACGCUUCCACAAUGGAUGUGCCAAAAUCGUUCAACCCCCACUCUAUGAAAUUGGAUGUGUUGAAGCUGUUCAACGUUGGAUAGUUGCUAACGCUAUGAUAUUGGGGUGCAUAAGUGCAUUUUUGGCUGCACUACAAGUUAUUGGAAUAUGCUUUGCUUGUUGUCUAUCGAAAAGCAUUUUGAAGGAAUUUAAUGAUUUUUAUUACUAAAAUUGAUUUUUUGGUGUAGUGCGAGUGUGUUUGGUUUUGGGGUGGAAAAGGUCGUGGGUUCGAACCCACUUGGGGAAAUUAAUUUUAAAAUUGGGUAGAGAAUAUUUUUAAAAAUACAGAAAAUAUUUUUUAAAAUUCGGGAAUUAUUUUUAAAUUCGGGAAUUAUUUUUAAAAUACUUUUUUUGGUGUAGUGCAAGUGUGUUUGGUUUUGGGGUGGAAAAGGUCGUGGGUUCGAACCCACUUGG